Panicum virgatum (switchgrass) is the source of this 995-nucleotide messenger RNA. RefSeq lists its product as uncharacterized. Gene Ontology annotation, biological process: chromosome segregation. NCBI's taxonomy places the organism in Eukaryota, Viridiplantae, Streptophyta, Magnoliopsida, Poales, Poaceae. The transcript is spliced from 8 exons. Bases 219 to 716 code for a protein of 165 amino acids. The record is from RefSeq and is a predicted model, not a curated record. Gene Ontology annotation, cellular component: MIS12/MIND type complex.
CCAAAGCAAGCAACCAUUUCGCCGCUCUCCGAAUUCGAAAGGAGAGCCUCGCCGUCGCCGCCUCUCUUCGUCCUCCCUCCGCGGCGAGCCAAGCCAAGCCGCCAUUGCUGCCGCGCUCCUCCGCCGCGUCAUCCCCUCCCCUCCCCCUCCCUCUCGACCACCCUCCAGCGGCUUCCUCCCACCGUCUCCUCCCCGCCGGAGUCCGGAGUCCGCCGCCGAUGGACCCCGCGGCGCCGGGGAGGUUCGACGCCCUCCAAAAGUCGUUCAAGAGCGCUUCCAGGUGCCUCCUCACCGCGUGCUCCCGCGAGGUUGUCAACAGGGCUUUCCCGUCGUUCACGGAUGCUGAGAGGGAGCGUCUGUACCGAAUGCUCACCCGCGUGAUGAAGGCUAUGCAUGCCAACAUAGAGGAGGAGUUUGACGAAGUCUGCGAAGAAAGACAGGUUGCUGCUGCCCUUGAAAAGAUAGAUGACUUUGAUGAAGAGCAAAAUCUGGAUGCAUUAGCUUUGGAGAAGACCAGCAUUGAAGAAAUCGAAGAAAAGGUAUCAAGGGCAAAGAAAGAUGAAAUUGAACAUUUGACAGGUUUACUGAAAAAGGUUGAAGAAGGUAACAAUGUCAUGAGAGCUCAAAUUGAACUUCUGAAGAAAGGAGAGGAUUCAACCGCAUCAAGAGAUGCCCUCAAUAAACUGACCCAACUGAAUUCUGCAUUGGGUGCGUGAACAAUGAUGGUUGAGCCUGUCUGAUGAUCACUCAAUGGGAUCUUCUGUAUAGGGGUGUGGUAGAUGUUACUCAUAUAUGGGAUGAUAAGUGUUUCAGGAAUCAACCAGGAUGCUAUCUGAUGAUUCAAGAAUCGUUAUGAAUUCUAUGUACCGUGUAACAAACACAGUUGUGUUUUGGAUAUGAACCUUAGAGAUCCUGCAGUUGUUUCUCUUAAGUCACGCAUCACUUUUGGAUCGCUUCAGUUCCUAAAAUCAGCAUUCAGAGUUUUUGAUCCUCCA